AUGAAGGUUUUCUCAUCCGAGACCCAGUUCGACUACUCAUGGGAGGAAGUCUCAUGCGCGAACUGGUUGAAAUACUCGCCAUGGAACAAAAUGACCCCCCACGUCAUCGCCGUCGACACCCUCCAGCGCUCCGUCGAUCCGGCGACGGGCAUCCUCCGCACUGAGCGAUUGAUCACCUGCCAACAAUCGCCGCCGAAGUGGAUUCUACCCUUCUUAAAGGGCCAGAGCACCUCCCACGUCUACGAGACCUCCUACAUCGAUCCGAAGACCCGGAAGCUCACCAUGUGCGCCAUGAACAUCACCUGGUCUGACUUCCUGAACGUUCGGGAAACCUGCAGCUACGAACCGGUCCGGACGAACACCGGCGCCGAACACACCCAGUUCAAGCAGUACGCCGAGAUCACCGCCCUUUGCGGCGGGUGGCAGAAGAUCAAAAACUCCAUCGAGAGCGUCUCCGUGGAGCAGUUCCGGCAGAACGCAGCGAAUGGCCGCCAGGGCUUUGAGAUGGUGCUCGAGAUGUGCCGCAAGGUGUGGCAGGAAGAGCGGGAGAAGGCGGCGCAACAACAGACCAUGGCCGCGUAA
Messenger RNA from Eremomyces bilateralis CBS 781.70, 582 nucleotides. Its product is annotated as MSF1-domain-containing protein. The transcript has a single exon. The record is from RefSeq and is a predicted model, not a curated record. Gene Ontology annotation, biological process: phospholipid transport. Gene Ontology annotation, molecular function: phosphatidic acid transfer activity. The coding region runs from base 1 to 582 and encodes 193 amino acids. Lineage: Eukaryota; Fungi; Ascomycota; Dothideomycetes; Eremomycetales; Eremomycetaceae. Gene Ontology annotation, cellular component: mitochondrial intermembrane space.